This is a messenger RNA of Lotus japonicus, 1140 nucleotides long. RefSeq lists its product as uncharacterized. NCBI's taxonomy places the organism in Eukaryota, Viridiplantae, Streptophyta, Magnoliopsida, Fabales, Fabaceae. Gene Ontology annotation, biological process: mitochondrial proton-transporting ATP synthase complex assembly. The record is from RefSeq and is a predicted model, not a curated record. The transcript has 2 exons. Bases 84 to 839 code for a protein of 251 amino acids. Gene Ontology annotation, cellular component: mitochondrial membrane.
UUAAAUCACCCAUUUUCAAUGUGGCCCUAGACCUUACUUAGGUGAACUUAUACUGUAACUCGGUUGCAUUUGCAUAACUAGCAAUGGCGAGAGCGGCUCUCCUUCACCUUCUGCGCUCACAAAACAAGCACCUCGUUUCCACAAGAACUCCCUCAGCGUAUAAUUGUUUUAGGUCCUCAACUUGUGGACGGCCAGUAAGUACAAAUCCAACAUUCAAAACAACGAUUAAUACUAAUCCGACAUCCAAAACUUCCUCCCAACUUGCUGUUGCCCAAAUAAGAUGGGCAUCUCAAGCCACAACUAGAGAGGAAGACAACAAAAUUAGCAUUGGACCUGCUGGUGGAGGACAAUCUGGGGAAGAUGACAAGGAAACCGGAGUUGUUUAUAACGGUCCGAUCUCAUCCACUAUAAAGAAAGUAAAACUUCUGUCGCUCUCGACUUGCUGCCUCUCUGUAUCUCUGGGUCCAGUCAUAACAUUCAUGACAUCCCCUGACAUGAAUGUCAUCCUGAAGGGUGCAGUAGCAUCAACUGUGAUAUUCUUGAGUGCUUCAACGACCGGCGCUCUUCACUGGUUCGUUAGCCCGUACAUCCACAAACUCCGGUGGCUGCCGGGUUCGGACACCUUCGAGGUGGAGAUGUUGUCUUGGCUUGCAACACCCAUUCCAAAGACUCUAAAGUUUUCUGAUAUUCGACCAGCGGAAACCAAUAGGCCUUUUGUGACUUUUAAGGCUGAUGGGAGUUUUUAUUUUGUGGAUACAGAGCACUGUCACAAUAAGGCACUUCUGGCCAGACUCACCCCACAAAAAGUUACUCAUGAGUCAGCUUUCAAGAACUUGUGAUCUGAAACAUGCUGGUGUAAGUUCUCAGGUAAUUUACUUUUAGGGUGAAUCUGAGUAAAACUGUUGUCCUGCAAAAAUUUCACUCUGGUUGGAAUUUUAAUACUUUUGGGGUUUAUUAUAUUUUGUUCUGAGAGCAUAAACUGCUUAGGUUUGAUUAAUAAGGUCCUCAGUGUGGUAUUUUGCAACAUCAUGUUUGAGGAGUGGUUGAUACAUAAUCGUGGUUUAUUUUUUAAAGUCUUGUCAAAUUUCUGUUCUAUCAUCAUACAAAGCAGUUAUAUAAAUAUUCAAGUUCUAUUUAAAA